AGUUUAAUUUUCUUCCUUUUAGGUGCGGAAUGGCCACAUCAAAAGAAUCACUGAUAAUGACAUCCAGUCCCUGGUGCUGGAGAUUGAAGGAACAAAUGUCAGACCAGAAGUAGAUCUUCUCUCACUGGAAGAACUGCCUCAGAUCCACUGGUCUGGUUUUGCUUUUCAGCACCACAUACAUCACGUGCCCUGCAGACCCAAAGAAGACAUUAGGAAUUAAACUUCCAUUCCUUGUCAUGAUUAUUAAAAACCUGAAGAAAUACUUUACUUUUGAAGUACAGGUACUAGACGACAAAAAUGUGCGUCGGCGAUUCCGGGCAAGUAACUACCAGAGCACCACCCGGGUGAAACCCUUCAUCUGCACCAUGCCCAUGCGGCUGGAUGACGGCUGGAACCAGAUUCAGUUCAACCUGUCCGACUUCACUCGGCGGGCGUACGGCACCAACUACAUCGAGACCCUGAGAGUGCAGAUCCACGCCAACUGCCGCAUCCGCCGGGUUUACUUCUCAGACAGACUGUACUCAGAGGAUGAACUGCCUGCGGAGUUCAAACUCUACCUCCCGGUUCAGAACAAGGGGAAGCAAUAACUAGAAUGCAACUCAAGGGAUAGACCCUGGACCCAACUCUUAGUUUUAAAGGAAACUAUCUGGAGGACAAUGCAGAAAAACAAAUAUUUCUAUUAGUUCACUGUGCUGUGGUUCUUUUGUCUACUCCUUGGUGUCCCUUGUCGCGGACACAGUGACCAUGUCGUACGUAACGCAUCGUAAGUACAGUGGGGAGGCGGGGCUGCUGGCAUUUUUCCCGCUGCCACCCCAGCGCGUGGGAGAUACUUCCCACGAGCUUACAGAAUUAAAAGUGUCCAUUUCAGACCAAAA
Myotis davidii is the source of this 875-nucleotide messenger RNA. RefSeq names its product cilia and flagella associated protein 20 (gene CFAP20). Lineage: Eukaryota; Metazoa; Chordata; Mammalia; Chiroptera; Vespertilionidae. Gene Ontology annotation, biological process: positive regulation of cell motility; cilium assembly; regulation of cilium beat frequency involved in ciliary motility. The transcript has 6 exons. Gene Ontology annotation, cellular component: ciliary basal body; motile cilium. Bases 237 to 587 code for a protein of 116 amino acids. The record is from RefSeq and is a predicted model, not a curated record.